Salvelinus fontinalis (brook trout) is the source of this 1836-nucleotide messenger RNA. RefSeq names its product nuclear migration protein nudC-like. The coding region runs from base 120 to 1139 and encodes 339 amino acids. The record is from RefSeq and is a predicted model, not a curated record. Gene Ontology annotation, cellular component: cytoplasm. The transcript has 9 exons. Gene Ontology annotation, biological process: protein folding. Lineage: Eukaryota; Metazoa; Chordata; Actinopteri; Salmoniformes; Salmonidae.
AGGCGGUGCUUGUUUCCAGGAAGUAGCACAGCAACGUGACUUCACAUUGCUCCAUUUUAGCUCCCUGCUAGCCUGCAUUUCAAAUUAUAUUUAAUCAAGUUCAUACAUUAGGACAGAAAAUGGGUGAUGAUGAGAAGUAUGACGGGAUGUUGCUUGUUAUGGCACAACAGCAUGAAGGAGGUGUACAAGAGUUAGUAAAUACGUUUUUCAGCUUCCUCCGGCGUAAAACAGACUUCUUCACGGGUGGAGAGGCAGGCGCACCAGAGAAGCUGGUGAAGGAGUCGUUUGCCCACCACAGUGGUCUUGCCCUGAAGGCCCACAGAGAGAAGGAGAAGAGGCAGGAGAAGGAGAAGAGAGAGAAGGCAAAGAGGGCUGCCAAGCUAGCUGAGGAAGAGGAGAUAAAAAGAAAGAACGCAGACGAGCCCAAAAUCAAAGAACUGACAGACGAAGAGGCAGAGAGAAUUCAGUCUGAAAUCGACCAGCAAAAGAAACAAGAGGAGAAGAAAGAGGCCACAAAUGCAGUAGCUCCAGCUGAGGAAGCUGAGAAGGAAGAGAGAGAGAAGGGAGACAAGGGGACUGAUUCCGAUGGAGAAGAAGAUGAGAAAGACAAGGACAAGAUUAAACCCAACGCAGGUAACGGAGCUGACCUGGCCAACUAUCGCUGGACACAGUCCCUGUCUGAAGUGGACCUGGUGGUGCCUUUUGAUGUGAAGUUCCGUUUGAAAGGGAAGGAUGUGGAGGUGGACAUCCAGCGUGGUGUGCUGAAGGUGGGUCUGAAGGGCCAUCCUCCUGUGAUCCAGGGUCAGCUCUACAACCACGUCAAGGUGGAGGAGAGCUCCUGGCUCAUUGAGGACAGCAAGGUGGUCACUAUUCACCUGGAGAAGAUCAACAAGAUGGAGUGGUGGAAUAAGAUAGUGACCACGGAUCCAGAACUCAACACGAAGAAGAUCUGUCCGGAGAACUCGAAGCUGUCAGAUCUGGAUGGGGAGACCCGUGGUAUGGUGGAGAAGAUGAUGUAUGAUCAGAGACAGAAGUCCAUGGGUCUACCCACCUCCGAAGAGCAGAAGAAACAAGACAUCCUCAAAAAGUUCAUGACGCAGCACCCGGAGAUGGACUUCUCUAAAGCCAAAUUCAGCUGAGAGACGUGGCUGUCGUUCCCCAGCCAACCCUCCAUACCCAUCUGCACUCUUACUCUGCCCAGGAAAACAAAACAACCACUGAAUCGUUAUCAAAAGCAACCUCCGGCGCCGAUGUUACAGUUGAAUCCACCCUAUCUUACUCUCUUUGUCUAUAUCACCAUCUCUCUCCCCUUUUCUGUCAUCAUGGGAUACUGGCUUCUUGUUAGUCUCAUUCCUGCGACAGAAACUCGAUGACUGUAGUAACAUCUAUGUGCUGUUCCAUGUGAGAGUGUUCUGAGUGUUUUAAAGAAAUGUUUGGAGCCUUUUUUUUUUAUAACUUGAUUCAAACCACCUUCAUUUUUAUUUAACCAGGCAAGUCAUUUAUGAAUAAAUUCUUAUUUACAAUGACGGCCAAAUCUGGACGAUGCUCGGCCAAUUGUGCGCCGCCCUAUGGGACUCCCAAUCACAGCCGGAUGGGAUGCAGCCUGCAGCCUCUUGCACUGAGACACAGUGUCUUAGACCGCUGCUCCACUUGGGAGCCUGAGUGAAAUAUGGCAUCAUCAGGACUUUACUGCAAGAGAAAAAUAACUACUGAAAUACCAUGUGAGAUUAACUAUCAUGCAGAUUAGGCAUUUAUAAUGAACAACAAUAUAAACGCAACAUGUAAAGUGUUGGUCCCAUGUUUCAUGAGCUGAAAUAAAAGAUCCCAGAAAUGUUC